Molecule: messenger RNA, 5109 nt
Organism: Moneuplotes crassus
Lineage: Eukaryota; Ciliophora; Spirotrichea; Euplotida; Euplotidae
Source: the annotation of a GenBank genome assembly
UUAACGGAUCCAGAUAAAUGACGCAAAAUCCCAUAGAGGCUUUAGGCCAAAACUUGGAUUUAAUUCAGACUCAGUUUCCUCAACUCAUGAAAUCUCUUGAAGAAAACCAAGAGAGCCAGCUCUUUGGCCAUAAUAGCAACCAAGAUAUGGAAAAUAUUUGAGAAAGACCCUCACUGGUGAAGGAAUCUUAUCAUAUAUCUGAUUUCAGAGACUUUGAUUGUUCCAAAGUUAUUGAGACUAGCUUCGGACCUUCAAACUUUGGAAACACUCAGGCACUUCACAGAACAAGCCAACAGAGCAUUCCCACAGAAGUUUGCAAAGAGCCAAAUUGUAUUGAUCAUCCUUAUUGAAGGUACAUGAGCAACAUCGAUAUGGAUGUAUCAACCAAAUUCAACCUCUACCAGUCAUUUAAAAAGAAGAACCACAACUUUAAGGUUUGAGUCAGGAUCAGACCUCUUGCUGAAGACGAAAGAAGAUCUAAAAACUCAAAGAAAGACUCAAAUAUUUGUCUUAACCAUGACGAAUACAGCAUCAAGCUUAAAGGAGACAAAUCCACAUAUGACUAUGCUGGUAAAAACAGCCAAGGAUUCUACUAUGACUAUGUAUUCGGAUCUCCUCUUAAAAACCAACAUGUAUUUGAGCAAUCCCUUCUCCCAAUGCUCCCUAAUAUCUUCGAAGGGUUUAAUGUCACUUGCAUGGCUUAUGGAAUCACUGGAGCAGGUAAAACCUAUACAAUGCUUGGAAACACAAUGAAUCAGACGCAUACUAGGCAGAGCUUGGUUCCUGUUAAAGGGAUCUCUGAGUUAGCGAUGGAUUACAUAUUCGAUUUUAUCAAUCUAGAAUCUACUCAAAAAUCAACGGCUAAUCUGAACAGUAAAAAUAACGUCCAAUACAAAAUUAAAAUUUCCUACCUCGAAGUCUACAAUGAACAGAUAAGAGAUCUUCUCAGAGAAGAUAAAGGAAUCAACCUCAUCAUCUUAGAGGAUGCUCAGCAUGGCAUGACCGUACCUGGUCUUAAGGAGUGUGAAGUAAAGAGUUCAUCUGAAGUACUCUCCCUGAUUAACAAGGGAAACAAUAGGAGAACAAUGGCUUCGACACAUAGCAACAGGUUCUCUUCAAGAUCGCAUGCUAUUAUUCAAAUAUCUAUGGAGAGGACUCAGUUCUUGCAAGAAGGUGCUACCAAUGAAGCUGAGAGUGCCUCAGUAUAUUCUAAGCUGACUCUUGUUGACCUGGCUGGUAGUGAGAAAGAAGACCAAGAGGAUUGAGUGCAGAACAAGCAUCGUCUUGAAGGGUCUAACAUCAACAAAUCCCUUUUAGCACUUGGAAACUGUAUUAAGAUCUUAAGUCAACUUAAGAGCAAAGCAGGUAAAAGCAACCACAAGGGAAAAUUUGUCCCUUACAGAGAUUCAAAGUUGACCAGACUUUUAAAAGAUUCUCUGGGUGGAAAUACAAAGACUCUCAUGCUUGCUUGAGUGAGUCCAUCUUACUCUCAUUACGAAGAGACUUUGAACACUCUAAAAUAUGCAGCUAGAGCUAGAAAAAUUCAAAACCCAGCCAAAAGAAAUGUCAAAAGCCAGAAGAAAUCGAUUGCUAAAGUAAAGAAACUUAUUGGCGAGUUGAAAAUGGAGAUUAUUUCCAUUAAAACUGAGAUUAAGAAAGUGCAAGAAUGAGAAGAGCCCAAAAACCAGAUCUGAAUAGUGAACACUAACAGAAGAAAUUCCUUCAUUGAGCCAAACAACUACAAUUUUGACUCAGAAGAUUUCCUUGAGAUACUAAGCUACACAAAAUCUGCAUGACUUGAAAAGAAGAGACUAAAGACUUUGAAAAAAUUUCUGAAGUAUGAGCUUGGACAUCUAAUAAAAAGCUCAGAAAUGACCAAGGAGGAGCACGACAUCGAGAAUAAACAGCAAGAAAUUGAAAAUAAUUUCCAGAAUCUCAUAAUUUCCAUGAAAGACAGAGUCAGACUUGCCCAUAACCGAAAAGAAAUUACUGAUGCAAUGGCAAAGCAGACAAAUGAAGAUGCUGCUCCUUAUAAUGUAAACCUCGAAAAUCUUCUGGAAGAAAACACUUCUGCACUAGAUACAAAUUUAGAAAAGACAGAAGGGCUUGUGAAUACUUUGAAGUCCCUGAGGGAUAUCACUGAUGAGGACAACAAUAAAGAAAACCAGGAGAAUUUAGACUUCUAUAAUUCUAAGAGAGUAGAAUUAAAGAAACAGAAUACUGAUUUGAAGGAAUACCUUGCACAGGUUAAAUCAAAAUAUUCUGAUGACAGUGAGAUCCAGUCAUUAGAGGCUCAAAAGGCUCAAUUGAAAUCGAUGAUUGCUCAGAAGACUAAAGCACAUUCUGAUGUUCAGACUAAUAUCCAUAUUGUUGACUCUGAGAUUAGAGAAACGAGGAAAAAGGCUGCAGGGACCAUUAACUCCUUAGUUAUCCAUUUCCAAACAGACAUCCUUCAGAAGAUGAAAGACAAAAUUGAUAAGCUGAAUGAAGAACAAAUCAGAAGAUCCCAGUUAAAAUUGAUGGAGGAACAAGCGAAAGAGCAGAUUGAAAAUAUUGCCCCUGAAGCAGAUUUGGGAAGUAAACCUUCUCGAUGCAUAUGAGAUGACAGCAAUAGAGAUGAUAACCAGGAGGAAAAUCCCUUUGAGAUUUACUUAGAACAAAAUGAUGGAAUGGAGUCUCCUAAAACGAGAAAACAGAGUACUCCUCUCAAGCUAAAAGGAAGCUUCCUUCAGCACGAAGUAAAGGCUGAUAUCGAGGAGGAGCAGAUUGAGUUCCUCCAGAAGGAAAAAGAGGAAUUCCAGAUCGAACUUCAGAAGGUUAAGGAAAGAGAAGUCCUCGCUCAGAUCGAAAGAAAGAGACUCCAGCAAGAACUUAUUCAAAUGCAGAAGAAUAGGAUUGAAGAAGAACGCCAAUUCCAAAAAGAUACAAUCGAAUUGGAGAAUUUAAGGAAAAUGAGAGAAGAAGUCCAAAAGGAUUAUGAAAAACAGAUCGAACUUCAGAAUGAGAUUGACGAACAAAUAGAAGCUGAACGUAAAAGAAAGCAAGAGCUUAAAGAAUUGGCUGAUAACCAUAUUCUCUCUAAUUAUUUAAAAGAGAUGGAUAUUGAGAAUGAAGAAGACAAAGAUGAAACUUCAAGGAAAAGUUUAUGUAGCCUACCAUCCCAAGACAAGAGUGAUAGUGAUGACUACUCCUCUUUAGUUGAUGAUAUCAGGACCGUGUAUGAACUACAAGAUGAAGAGACAUUAACACAAAAUGAAGUUGAGACUGUGAUAAAGAAACCAACUCCAGCUCCAGAUUCAGAAGAUAGCAGUGAAAGUUUUGAAAGGGAAGGUGAUAAUUCGAUUGGAUUGCAUGAAAGAAGUUCAUUUGAAGAUAUUGAAGGGCUAGAAAAGACUUUAAGCAAUCUUUGUCCCCAAUUCCCGAUUAAUUAUGUGUCUAAACCAUCAAAGAGGAGUCCUAAAAAAGAUUGAGAUACUUUCAUCGAGAAGAAUACAGCCAUUAAUAACCUGAACGAAAGCUUCUUAAGAUGAAGAAUGAGCUCAAUCCACAAGUCAGGAAAAUCUUUUGGUAGUAAAUGCUACUCUCAGAAGGUAUCUCCCAAGAUGUCCCCAAAGGCUCAUACUCUGAGAUUAGAUAACUCUGAUUUUGGUAGUUUCUGCUCUCAGAGCCCUACAGAUGAUCUGAAAAAGACUCAGAAAGAAAUAAUUAUUGAAAAUCUUAACUCUUUUUCAUCUAAAUCCGGCAACUCUAUGAGAGAGAAGGAGUCUCUGAUUGCAAGCCCAAUGAAUCAACUGAGAAUCACUUACUUGUCUGACAAAUUCAAAGACUCUGAUAAAGAAUCGAGGAAGAUAACUAAACAGAAAAACUUUAGUGAGGUUAAUCUCCUAGCACCUUCUCUGAUGAAUGGAUAUCCUAGGAAUGGGUUCUCUCCAACCUCAUCUAGGAAGCAAGCUGCAAAAAUGUACGAGCCUUUGAAGCCAUUGCAGAAAGUCUCUGAGAAGCAUGUUGACAUUCAGUCUUUCAAAGAUCCAAACAAAGUCAAGAAGCAGAAAAAAUUAAAGAGAAAUGGAAGAAGAAAAAAUAGGACUAGAAGCAAGAAAUUUAGAGAACUUUCUUCAAGAGGUCAAUUCAAAUACAGAGGAAGGACAGGAUUCGCCCUUAUCAAAAAGUACAGAUCUAAGAGAAGAAUUGAAAGCCUCAAACUGAGAGAGAAUAGUCUUGGACAAAGAAAAAUAGAUGGAUCAUCUCGUAGUCGUAACUGUAGUGAAGAAGGAUUCUUUGAAACUAUAAAAUCCCAGAGUUCUGAUUGUCCAUCAAUUCCUAGAAGUAAAUCAUCGAAGAAGUCAAUGCCAGGAAUUUAUACAAGCAAAAAGUUGAAUGAGAAGUUUAGGCAGAUUAAAGAGGCAAAGAACAGAAGGAUUCAAAAUACAAUGCAAAAAAUCAUGAAGAUUCAUGCCCAUCAUGAUGACCAAAACCAGUUAUCAAGGAAGAGCUCAAAUGCUUUUUGAGAAAGCGUUAACCUAAACAACCAAUCUUCUAAUAAAAACUGUAAACAUUGUAUUGUUAGCUCAGGAACAGUGAGUCAUCAGCAAUCAUCUGAGAGAAACUUUAAUUUUGACACACCAAAAGUAUCAAUUAGUGAUCAUGAUUGUGUCCAUGGCUCAAGAAAUAGAAGAAUGCAUAAGAAUAUGGAAAAUUAUUCCAGAAAAGAUUCUGAAUGUGACUUCUCGAAUCCUGAGGAGAUCAAAAGUUACUCAAUUAAUUCUCAUGGAAAGCUCUCCCCAAAAUCAAUUUCUGAGGCUUCAAAAAGAAAUACUGGGUGUAGGACUCAGAAACCAUCAUUUAUUGAACAGAAGGAUGACUUGCAUGGAAGAACAUUCCAAAAGAAGGGAACAAAGAAUACAUACAACCGUCAAUAUUUAAUGCCAGUUAGCGAAAAUCCAGGAGUGACUAAAGAAAAGCACAACCAACACAAAAUAUCCAAUAAAACAACCACAUAUCAUACCAGCACUUCUAGUAUGAAUCAGAACCAGAAAAUAUACUUCGAGAGUAAAGAUUUGUACGCUGUUGAUCCAAAAUAACUUUAAAUUAAUUUAUUUCAACUCCUAA